Pogoniulus pusillus (Red-fronted tinkerbird) is the source of this 2517-nucleotide messenger RNA. RefSeq names its product transmembrane protein 198 (gene TMEM198). Gene Ontology annotation, biological process: positive regulation of canonical Wnt signaling pathway. Bases 142 to 1263 code for a protein of 373 amino acids. The transcript is spliced from 5 exons. Gene Ontology annotation, cellular component: cytoplasmic vesicle; plasma membrane. The record is from RefSeq and is a predicted model, not a curated record. Lineage: Eukaryota; Metazoa; Chordata; Aves; Piciformes; Lybiidae.
CGCCGCCAGCAUGCGCGGGGGCCGGGGCCGGGAGCGCCGGGCGCAGCGGGGCCGCCGCCGCUGCCGGGCCUGGAGCGAAGCUGGGGUGAGCGUCGGGGUGCAGUUUUGCUGGCAAGCCAUGGGGCAAGAGUGGAGAUUUUGAUGCCUCUCUCGGGAGUCCCCAGAGCCAUGACUGCAACUGUGCAGACACUGCGGUUCAAGCUGCUGCCACAUGAGCCGGGCCAGGAGUGGGGGCACAGCUGUCAGCAGGAAAUUGAGCGUCGAUACCAAGUGGUGCCCUCUGUAGUGUGUGCCAUGUGCUGUCUCUUCGGCAUCAUCUACUGCUUCUUUGGCUACCGCUGCUUCAAGGCUGUCAUGUUCCUGACGGGGCUGAUGUUCGGCUCCAUCAUCAUCUUCAUGCUGUGCUAUAAGGAGCGAGUACUGGACACACAGCUGAGCGUGGAGGCCUCAGUGGGCAUUGGGCUGGGCAUCGGAGUCCUCUGUGGGCUGGUCACCAUGCUGGUGCGCAGUGUUGGCCUCUUCAUGGUGGGGCUGCUCCUAGGGCUGCUGCUGGCAGUGGCCACGCUGGUGGUGAUGGAGCAGUUCUACCACCCCCCAACUGUGUGGAUUCCCAUUGCGAUGCUCCUGGGUGUGGGAAUGCUCUUUGCUGUCCUCACUCUGCAGUGGCAGCGCUUCUUCACCACCCUCUCCACUGCUGUCUUCGGUAGCGCCAUCAUGACUGUCACCAUCGACUACUUCAUUGAGCUCUUCCUCCUGGUGCAGUAUAUCUAUGAGCGCAUCAAGGUGGCCCCUGCUCGCCCUGUGUGCUGGUACAGCUGGGUCAUCCUGGGUGUCUGGCCACUCCUCACCACACUGGGUGUCUUGGUCCAGUGGAAGGUCACAGGCGAGGGCUACUCCCAUACAGAAGUGAUCAUCAGCCGGCAGCAGCGCCGCGUGCAGCUGAUGCGCAUCAAGCAGCGGGAGGACCGAAAGGAGAAGAAGAAGAGGCGGAGACCUCACCACCCACCGCCCCACCAGCACAAAGCCCACCCGCCUGAGCCUGCCUACCGCCGCAAGCCCAACCCCGUGCGCCGCUUCGAUGGGGACGUGCUCUCCCCUGUGAGUCCUGCACCCAGGAGCUACAUCCAGAGUUUCCGAGAGCGGCAGACGGGACCGUCCCUGAGCAGCCUCAUCACCAGCUCCCAUGCCGUGGUGGACCUGGACUAUGACUGUAGCUCCACCGUGCCACUCACCACAGGCUCUGGCCCUGCUGUGAGGGUAUAAGCCAAUCAAAUGACCUCGAGCAACACCAGCACCCCAGCCUGCUCCAGGAAAUCCCAUGUGACACAGGCAGGGCUGUGCCCUUGGCCCCAGGGCAGCCUCAUGUGGCUUGGGGCUGUGGAUGGAGACCUUUCCUGGGGAUGUGUGGGGCUCAGCUGGGCAAACCCUAGCUGCCCAUGUAGCCCAGGGGUGUCAGGGUGAGCUCUCCAUCAGGGACUCAGCCCAAGGACAAGGAACACCAGCACUCAUGAACAUGCAGUGUGAGUGACUCUGCUGGGGUGAGGGGUCCCUGAGCCCCUGCUAUUGUGUGUUUCUCCAAGGCCUGGGCACAUUCAUUCUGCAUCCCAGAAUUGCUCUCCCCAUCUUUGAGUCCCCUUCUGAGAGAGCAACUCCCUGCACCUGCCCUGCUCCUCAUCACAGCCCUCAGCAGCUCCCCAAGUGCCUGUGCCCCACGUUCCUUCCUCAAAAAGCAGGUCCUACAGCCCUUACCCCUCCAAGGACUCCUCUGAGCAUGUAUGCCCUGUCCCACCUUGGCCCCAAGAGCAGUGCCCAGGCAGUGCUUCCCAAAACCUGCUUCCUCAGAAGAUGCCCCACACUUACCCACCCUCCCGGCUCCCUGACGUGGUUUGCCUCUCCCACUUUUCCCGAGCUGGACUGGGGUAGUCCUGGGACAGAGGUGGCUCCUGGAGUGAUGCUGGCAAGUGGUGCCAGUCCAGUGUGAGCUGUGCUGGCAAUGUGCACCACAUGCAUCUCCCCUAGACUGUUUGGCUGGGAGACAAGGACGCUGGAUCCAGCCUUUGGGCAGAGGCUGGGCUGCCUCAGGGACAUGGGGGGACUCCUGCAGUGUCAGAGGCCAUCGCUGUUUUACUGGCGACUGGAUUUUAUAGUGGCUGGGGGUGCCCUGGGGUUGGGCCAGGCAGGGCAGGAGCCGCUGCCCAGAGCACCACUGCAGGCAGAUGCUCCCACCUUGUAGAUACUUCUCUUGCUGUGAUUUGUAUUAAUUUAUUAUGGAGUGAGCCAGGACUAACCCAUGGCCAGGCAGGCAGGAUGGUGGCAAGACUGGACCGGGGGGGGGGGUGCACCUCUGCUUUAGGAGCCCCCUCAGCCCAGUCUGGUCAGCCUCCCUGUCCCAGGAACUGCAUGUUUCUGCCAGGCCCUUCCCCCGCAGCGCCGCGCCGCCCGCCCUCUUUUCAGUCUCUUUUGUAAAUGUGCCAAAUGCUGCUGAGGCCACGGCCGCACAGUAAAGAGCCUUUCAGA